Mytilus californianus (California mussel) is the source of this 2599-nucleotide messenger RNA. RefSeq lists its product as uncharacterized. NCBI's taxonomy places the organism in Eukaryota, Metazoa, Mollusca, Bivalvia, Mytilida, Mytilidae. The transcript has 6 exons. The record is from RefSeq and is a predicted model, not a curated record. Bases 57 to 1037 code for a protein of 326 amino acids.
AUAGUUAUAUCUGUAUUGUACUUUGAUGCCAAUCUGCAUAUGCAUUGAAAUAGAAAAUGUCUAACAUGGAUCGCUAUGGUUAUGCUUUAUACCUUCAUUUCAAAAUUCAAAUGUGCAUCCUACUUUGCUGUAAUAGUCAUGGAAAAGAAUUCACUGGACCAAACGUUUGCUGGAAGAAGAUUAAUGAACAGAAUAUUCGAUACUGUUGCUUGACCUAUUACUAUGACAACGGAAACUGCAAAGCAUGUAACCCAGGAAGUACAUCGUUAGAUGGCAUAACGUGUGUUCCUUGUCCUCCUAAUACAUACGGAGAAAUAUGUAAAUAUAAAUGCAAUUGCAGUUUGACACAAAAAUGUCAUCGCCAGUAUGGCUGCAUCGACAUUUCUUCAGCAGUAAUAAUGUCCAGUACAGAGGAAUACAGUUACAUUCAUAGAUUAAAUGCAACAUACAGAGGAUUCAAACGAAGUGAAAGCAGUACCGAAAUUUCACUCUCUACAGGACAUACAGAAACAGAGUACACAAAGAAACAUAAAGAUGCAAACACAACAUUUAUUUAUUAUCUGGUGGUUGCAGGUGGUUUAGUUGGUUGGCUUGUAUUUUGUUUCGCCGCGGUGAGACUAAUUUGCAAGAACAUAAAGCGAGAAAGACCGCCUCGUCAACUGCUUUCUCCUCCGACUGAAGUAAGCGCUGUUGAAAUGCCACUGCCAGUGGUACCCAAUGAAAGUAUCUAUAAUGAAAUAGAAGACGAAAUAGAAGACGGUCCGUCUUUAUAUUUAGCAGUUUGCCAUUCACCGUCUUACUUGAGUGUGAAAGACGACAGCGAAAAGUCGCUGAACAGCUCGACCACUGAAAACAAUUCCAUUAGUGAAGCUACUGUGUCCCCUCAGAAAGAGGAAGACUUAGAAUAUACCGAUGCUUUAUCCGACAAUAGCCAGGAGUCUUUUGAUGAAUGUAAUGCAAAUAAAAAUGAAGAUUACCUACAUCCAUACACGACAUUACAAGUUGACAAAGAAUAUACAUGUUCAUACACCAACUAAACACAUUUAUACUUUAUGGCAUCAAUGGUUUUACAGAUUAGAACAGAAAUUAAAAUCAUAUUAUGUAAAAUGAAUUUGUUUGUGAUUUUAAACAGCGUAUCUCAUAACAAAGGCAAUGUGGGAAAUCAAAGUGUAAAAGUAAUAUUAAAGUAGUAAUAGCGUGUGAUACCACUUUCCUAGGUCCAACACGUAUUUGUAGAAAACCUUCAUUCUUUUUUAACUUUUACACUGAUGAUUCUAAUCUAAUAAAUCACCUAUCCAAGUUUUCUCAGUUAGACGUGUUAAUUCUGUAAGAAUGAUAGAAGUAGAGCUGUAGUAGGUCCCUGUCCGGUCGAGAUAGUUAUUUUUAAAGAACAAGUGUGGUCACAGUUCAGUGUGGAUAGUAAUUGUUAAAUUUGUGUUAAUAUGUUUGACAGUGUUAUCUCCACUCGGUUUAUGUAUUGGUUGUGCCCCAACCAGAUGUUUUUUUUUUAUCUAUUUCUAUGUCUUUCACAGAUGGUUCUAUGUAAAACUGUUUUCCAAACUGACGGUCAUCUUGUAUUUUUAGAUAAGAAGCAAAAGCUAAAAUCGCAUUGUGAAGGGUUCGACAUUAAUUUUGUUUUUGUUUUGCCCUUGUGCAAGUGACCAUCAUAUAUUAAUUAUCUGAAAGAGACAACAACUUGACGAAAUUUUGUACUUGCUUAUGAAAUUUCUAUACUGCCAUUUACAGACAAAAAUUGAUGUAAUAUAAGCUUUCUUUUUUUCUGUCAAAAUGUUCCCUAGAGUCAGCUGCCAUGCCAUCUUAUAACAGAGCAGAUCAGGAUUGGUAUUUAGGAACAUAAAUGAUAUCUUUCCAAUGAAAACAAUGGGAAUAAAACAAUUUUCAAAUGUGCAUGUACUUUAUCUGGGAUAGAUACUGAUGCAACUCUGGUAUAUUUUUACCAACAUAAACCCUUCCUAAAAAAUACUGUGUAUCUGAUAGUUUUCCUUAAAUAAUCAGGUCUAAUCUGAAUGGUUCAUCAUAGAAUGUUUCUACAACUGAUUCUUACUCUAAUGGGUCAUUAUCUUGUUAAAUGUCUAUAUUUAGAUAGGAAAAUACUAAAAAUAUGCACGUUUGUCAAUAUUGUCAGGGGUUAUUAAUAUAAUGAUUUAUUUUUUUUAAAGAGAAUUAAUGAAGAAUAGAUUCUGUAUUUUAUAACUUUGAAUUUUUACUCGUCUAAGUCAAUUUGAGCAGCUGUUAAUGGCUAACCAUGAUAGUGUAAUUUAUUCAAUGUUUGUUUAUAUAAAUGUUCAAGAUUUGGAGAAGUUACAUUUGUUUUUGUAUUUGUAUGGAUCUACAAAAUGAUUACAUUGUAAAAAACAUUCAUCAAAGACACCAGGCCUUGCGAUCAUAAACUUUCGAGUACGAUUUUCGUACUAAUCAUAAGCCUGCCUGAUGGUACAUGUAUAUUGUAUAUUUUUAAAGAAGAAGAAGAUUUGGAACCAUAAUCUUUAAUAUAAUAUGACGUCAGAUUGUACAAUUUUAAUCCUACAUAUUAUUAUGACACUUCUAAAUCUACUUGUCACAUUAAUGAUUUGAUAUA